This is a messenger RNA of Ixodes scapularis (black-legged tick), 2388 nucleotides long. Its product is annotated as 52 kDa repressor of the inhibitor of the protein kinase-like. The transcript has 2 exons. Gene Ontology annotation, molecular function: protein dimerization activity. The record is from RefSeq and is a predicted model, not a curated record. Bases 1 to 2388 code for a protein of 795 amino acids. NCBI's taxonomy places the organism in Eukaryota, Metazoa, Arthropoda, Arachnida, Ixodida, Ixodidae.
AUGGCAACGAAAAGAACAUUGCUGGAUGUUUGGCUAGGAGAGCCCAAGAAAGCGGCUGUUGAGAAGGAAAAACCAGCGGAAGUGUUGGAAAGCAUCGGGAACGCAUCAGUGGACCAUCUCAAACCAAGAAGCACCGAGAAACCCCAUGAAUCCGGAUCGUUGGACACUCCCAGCCUCGCUUCAGGGGAUAAACUCGACAUCGGCUGUUACUGCGAGACCAGAUGCAAGGGCCUAGACGACUCAGUGAAACGCGAUCUGCUUACUAAGCCAUGGGCCCCAGACAGCGAUUACAAGUUUCCUGCUGUCCAAUCUGGAAAGGGCUGGAAAAGGAAGUUUCAGAUGAGCUGGCUGCAAAGAUGGCCUUGGUUGACUUACUCGCACGUCCGCUCUGGAGUUUUCUGUCGAAGUUGCGUGCUUUUAGGUCAGGGGACCCUAGGCAAAGGAGAUCACGUCAAGCCUGGCGCACUUAUAACGGCGCCUUUCACAAACUGGAAGAAGGCCAUCGAAGUGUUCAGUGCCCACCAAACAAGUAAGCACCACAUGGACGCUCAGGUGUCCGUAGACAACUUUCUUCAAACUACAUCUGGAAGCAGGCCGAACAUCUUGAGCCAGAUCGACAACCAAAGAAGACAAGCGGUUGAGAACAACCGCAAGAGACUUGUGCCUGUGAUAGACACCAUCAUCUUCUGCGGAAGGCAAGGCAUUGCACUGAGAGGCCAUAAUGACUCGGGACCUUUGAUGCUCGACAAAGACCCAGAAGAAAACGAUGGCAACUUCCGAGCUUUGCUACGGAUGAGGGGGAAAUGUGGGGAUGCCUCCCUUCAAACUCACUUCUCCACGGCCUCAGCGAACGCAACGUACAUCAGUCCUCGUACUCAGAACGAGCUAAUUGGCCUUUGCGGAAAUAUUAUACAAGACAGCAUCGUCAAGAGGGUCAACGAGGCCAAGGCCUUUAGCGUACUGGCUGACGAAACGAUGGAUAUCGGUGGUCUGGAGCAAAUGUCCGUGUGUGUCCGAUACGUGCAAGAUGAUGAGGUUCGUGAAGAGUUCCUUGGGUACGCUCAAGUGCAUGAUCUCAGCGGUAGGGCACUGGCAAAAGAAAUCAUCAAGUUCCUGAGCGGCGUGGGAAUUAAUCUGCGAUACCUGAGAGGCCAGGGCUACGAUGGGGCCGCGGCAAUGUCAGGACGGCUGAACGGGGUCCAAGCUGCGGUACUGGAGGAGCACCCAUCGGCAUUGUUUCUGCACUGCGCAAGUCACUGUCUCAACCUUGUGCUAUGUGAUGCAGCCACAGUUCCCGAUAUAAGGAACUGCAUGAGCACGGUCAGAGAGAUUUGCUCAUUUUUCCGGGGCUCUCCAAUCAGAAGUAAAGUAUUGGUAGACAAGGUUGGACUUCUUUGCCCGGAGUCCCGGAAGAGGCGCCUUGUGUCGCUUUGUGAGACGAGAUGGGUGGAGAGACAUGAUUGCAUAUUGACAAUCAUCGAGCUGCUGGAACCCAUUGCUGCUGCUCUCCAGCAGUUGGACGAGAGUGGAGCUUCAGACAACGCAUCUCGGGCACAUAUGCUUUUGCUUUCAGCAUCAUCCAGUGCCUUUCUAAUCAGCCUGCACACAGCGGCUAAGGCUCUUGCGUUGACACUUCCCCUGUCAAAGGCCCUGCAAGCUGUAUCAAUCGACUUGCCAUCAGCCCUUUCUUACGUAAAGGAAGUAAAUGCAGCCUUAGGACAAAUGCGUCAGAACGUAGAACAUGAGUUCAAAAGCAUAUUUGACGGAGCCACGAAAGCAGCCGAGUUCUUUGACACAGUGAUAGAGCUACCAAGACGCCGGGGUAACGUGAGCACAUUGAACGACCCUGAGUCGUUCUAUCGAGUUCAGGUCUGCGUACCCUUCUUGGACUAUUUGAACAGCCAACUGAAAGCAAGAUUUGAAAAACAUGAGUCCGUUCUAACUUCUUUCAGCUGCGUUCUUCCUUCGCAAGUAGCUUCUAACCUCCAAGACCCAGUUGCUGAAGACACACUUCUCGACUUCUACGCGGAGGACGUUGACAGGAGCCAGGCAAUCGGAGAGCUGAGGCUGUGGCGGAACAAGUGGCAAAAGGACAGAAAUGCUCCAGCGAGUGCCCUUCAAGCUUUCGACGCGUGUGACCCCCUCUUCUACCCGAACAUUCGAAAAAUUCUUCAGAUCUUGGUCACGCUCCCCGUGACGACGGCGAACGCUGAGCGCUCAUUCUCCACCCUGAGACGCCUGAAGACCUACCUGCGCGCCACAACAUCUCAAGCGAGGCUUGUAGGACUUGCCCUUCUGUAUUCGCACCGAGAAGUGACGAUUGAUGUCGAUGAGGUGAUUCGCCGUUUCGCACUGUCCUCAACCCGUCGCCUGGACUUUCUUUUGUGA